CACAACUGAUAAAAACAUCCUGUUAAACAAAUGUUUAAUCAAUGUAAUGACUGACUUUGAAGUUUGUGAGCAACAGAAAAUGAAAAUUUUUGUGAUUUUUUUUAUAUCUUUGUGUGGUGAUUUUGUUUAUUGCAUAGAGCCUGUUCAGAAUAUUACUUUUGGUACUACCGAGUUUAAAUGGUAUUAUCCACAUCCCCUAAUUCCCCCUAGCCAAUUUGAAUUGGUACUCACAUCAAAAUAUGAAGAAGAUGCAGAAAGUUCUCAAUACUAUAAUACUUCUGAACCCUAUUUUGAUUUGAACAACACGAAACCAGCAACAACUUACACUCUGUCGGUUACUGUAUUUGAUAAAAAUCAAAGAAGUGUUGUGGUAAAAAAAUCGAUUAAUUUUCCUCCUGAUAAACCACCAAAACCACGAAAUAUUAAAGUCAAGAAUAUUGCUAUGGAUAGGGUUAGGGUGUCAUGGGAAAUAAAUUCCGAAAGAAAGGGGAAGAUUUUAGAUUGUAAGGUUAAUAUAAAAGAGAAAUCUGAAGUAAAUACUGGUUGUAAAGCGUAUGAGAAUGAAACGUCUAUUGACACAUCUUUUGACUAUUAUGAUCAUUCAGUGAAACCUUAUUAUAACUACCAUUAUACUAUUAAGUGUAGGACGACAAGAGGUUACGGUUAUAGUAAUGAAAAGGAGUACCAGAGUAAUCCUGGCGGUAAGUUUCAAUUUGUUCUGAUAUUAUAGAAGAGUGAUAAAGAGCUAUUUCAGUUCCGGAGAAGGUUAAAGAGUUGGAAUAUGAUUUUAGAGAAGUCAGUAUACGACAUUCAUCUUUUAAAGUAAAAUAUACAUUAAAAUGGAAAAAACCUUGUAUGCUAAAUGGGCCAUUUAAAUAUUUUUUAAUUGAAAUAGAAUCAUGUGAUUCUAAAAUACCCAACCAAUAUCAAACAAAGAAAAAUACAUACAGUUUUAUUGCAAAUUUACCCCACUGUAAAUAUAAGGCAGUUGUAUAUGUAGUUUUAGAAAAUGGCAUAAAAAGUAGCGGUGACAAGGUUAACUUUACAACUCCCUUAGGACAACCCGAUGAAGUAAGAAAUUUAACUUAUGAAAUCGGUGAUAAAUCUAUAAUUAACACAGAUACUUAUAAGGUUGAUUACAUCUUAAGGUGGGACUAUACAUUGUCUAACAGAUUAGAUUAUAAAUUUCUAAUUACUAUAAAUGAUUGUAAAAAUACAACAGAAAAAAGAACAACAAACUUAAAUUUACCUUUAAACGACCUAAGACCGUAUUGUGAACAUAAUAUUUAUGUUAAAGUAAUAAUAAAUAAUAAUACAAGUAGGGGCGUAAAAGUGGUAUUCACUACCCCUGUUCCAUAUCCAACAAAUUUUGAUUUGAAAGAGCAGAUGGAGGAUAUUUUUGUUACUUGGGAGUACCAUGAUUUAUUAAAUUAUAAACAAACUAACAUAUUAAAAUCUUACACUAGAAUUGAAAUCAAUGGUCUCUAUACCGAGGAUGAACAUUAUAAUCCAUUCAAUAAGAUAGAGAAACAUAUCACAUCUCCUUUUAAAUUUAAAAAUUUUAAUUCAUCAUAUAAUUAUAACUUCACAUUAAUUGUGGAAGUGGAUAACCAACAAUUGGUACAAUCAAAAUAUAUCAGGACUCAGGACGGAACUCCUUGGGGUCCUAAUGUGCAAACAACGGAUAAUGCUAUACAAUGGUCGGAAAACAAAGUUAGAAAGGGAAAAAUACAAAAUUAUACAUACUGCAUUGAAACUGUGGGACCCAUAGAGGAGGAUUGUGAUUUUAUAAAAAAAGAACCCGAAUGUGAAACUGUAAAUGCGAGUGUUACCCGGGUUUCUUAUGUAAUGAAAACAUUUUAUAAAUAUAAAGUUUCCGUUAGUGCCACUACGUCAAAAGGAACAAAUACUACAAUAGAGAAAAUAAGAAGCAACUCUACUAAUCAGAUAGAUCUUCCAAGAAAUAUCGAAUAUUGUAUUCAGGAAAACCAAUUAUCUGGUAAUUUCACUGCUCCAUGUAGACUGUAUAAUUAUUUAAAAGGGUAUAGAGUUAAAUUAUUAAAUAUGGAAAUCAAUAAGCAUAGUAAUAUUGAUUUAAAAAAUAACAAAUCGUUUGUCAAAAAUCUUAACUCAUCAUCUAAAUACUCUGCACAAAUAACUAUAUUGACAUACAGUGGUCAGAAAGAAACUGCUGCACAAGAAUUUAUUACAUCUCCUGACAUACCCGUUUUAAACUCAACAAUUCCGGAACCAAAAGUAACAGAGGAGAAUGUGAUCGAGUUCAAAAUGCGGAAUGAUUAUUUCAAUCCUAAGGUCAAAAUAUUGUAUUACGCCUUGUUGUUAUACAAAAAAGGUGAAAUCCCAGGUGCAUCUAACAGAAGUUUAAUACCUCCCAGAUAUUGUUUGCCACAAUACUUCUCCAAUUGGACCACUCAGUGGCCCGAGGAAGCAACAGGAAAAACAAUUACAGAAAAAUUGUGGAAUCCUUUUAAAAAGGAUGAAGUUGAAACUAUUAUAAAAAUUUGCCCCACGCGUGAACUACAACAGAAAAUCAGUAACUGUAUUUACGAAGAACUUAACCAAAUUGAAUACUACAUUAUCCUUCGUGCCUUCACUGAAUUUGCUUAUGGCCAAUCUCACCAGUUACAUUUUAAAAUUUCAUCCGCCAAAAUUGAUACUGGCACUAUAAUUGGAAUAGUCUUCGGAGUACUAUUAAUGUUGGUUAUUGGAGGAGCCAUAAUAUUUUAUAACAUCAGAGACGAAAAACCGUUAUACAAGGAUUUGAAGAACACGAAUGGCAUGUACAGUUGUACGCCGAACAAUUUCCCAAUGUAUUGGAAACGCUUACAGACCACCGAUGAAGCGUUGAAACUACAAUUCACUGACUUAGUUGCCGAGGCCCAACGUUUGGGAAAAUCCAACCAAGCUGCCCUCUUACCGGAAAACAAAAGACUGAACAGAUACGCAAAUAUACUACCCUAUGAUGCUACGAGAGUGGUUUUGCCCGAUGGAACCUACAUAAACGCCUCUUACAUAAAGGGUAAAUCGGGCCAAAUAGAAUAUAUAGCGUCCCAAGGCCCUUUGGAACAUACUAAUAAAGACUUCUGGAACAUGGUGAUAACGGAAGAUGUAUCAAUUAUUGUAAUGGUCACUCAGUUCUAUGAAAACAAAAAAGAAAAAUGUUACGAAUACUUUCCGACUGUCAAUUCCACGAUGUUAGAAGACGAGAUUACGAUUCAGUGUACUGAGGAAGAAUUCUUUGACAAUUAUUACUUAAGAAAUAUUGAAUUACAGAAAGGAGACGAUGUUAUAAAAAUAAGACAUUUUCAUUUUUUGAGCUGGCCGGAUUUUGGAGUUCCAAAGAACACCAGUUGUGUUAUUCAGUUGAUCAAAGCGGUCAGACGUUAUCACAAGUAUGGAAAAAUUUUAGUACAUUGCAGUGCUGGAGUUGGCAGAACGGGAACAUUUAUUACACUCGACAUUAAUAUGGGUCUGAUUGAUGAAAAUAAAGAUAUCAAUGUUUAUAAAACAGUUUUAGAUCUCAGAAAACAAAGAGUUUUAAUGGUCCAGACAUAUGCACAAUAUGAGUUCAUACACAACUGCCUUGCUAGUUAUAUUAUGAAAGAAGAUGAGAGUAUUUUGUAAUUUAUUUAGUUGUUACUUAUUUGAAUUUCUAAUUCAUUCCAUUCUAUCUUCAUCAUUUGUAUUGUAUUGUGAAGCAAUAAAAAUCUGUGAUUCAAGUGAUAAAAAUGUACUUCAUAUUCUGUAAUUUGAUAUUAAAUUAAAUAAAUUAUUUUAUAUGUU
Aethina tumida (small hive beetle) is the source of this 3804-nucleotide messenger RNA. Its product is annotated as tyrosine-protein phosphatase 10D. The transcript is spliced from 17 exons. Lineage: Eukaryota; Metazoa; Arthropoda; Insecta; Coleoptera; Nitidulidae. Gene Ontology annotation, molecular function: protein tyrosine phosphatase activity. Bases 856 to 3645 code for a protein of 929 amino acids. Gene Ontology annotation, biological process: protein dephosphorylation. The record is from RefSeq and is a predicted model, not a curated record.